CCUCAAGUGAGCCUCUCAGCUGCCGAGGCGAGUGAUGAUGAUGGCGGAGCUGGUUCAGGGACAGGCCUCGGUGGCUCAGCCCGGAACGAAAGAUGACUUCGCAGACACGAUACGCCGGGUGCGACAGAUGGCCGCCAAGAUGGGAGGAGAGCAGAUGCCAAACCUUCACAGUUCCUCACCCGUCAUCGACCCCUCCCUCUAUGGCUUCGGAGGCCAGAAACGCACGCUGGACAAUGGAGUAAGCAACCAUCUUGGCGCAAUGGUACAUCAAAGGGCUCUCACGACAGAAGACUUCAAAGUGCCUGAUAAGAUGGUGGGAUUCAUCAUUGGAAAAGGAGGAGAACAGAUUUCAAGAAUCCAGCUGGAAUCUGGCUGUAAGAUUCAGAUAGCAUCAGACAGCGGAGGCAUGUUGGAUAGACCCUGCACGCUGACUGGCAGUCCUGAGAACAUUGAGCAGGCCAAGAGGCUGCUGAGUGAGAUUGUGGAGCAGUGUCGCUACGGUCCGGGCUUUCACUGCGAACUGGACGGCAAUGGCGCCAUCCAGCAGAUGCUAAUCCCCGCCAACAAAGUGGGCCUGGUGAUCGGCAAGGGGGGAGAGACCAUCAAGCAGCUGCAGGAGAGAACAGGAGUGCAGAUGAUCAUGAUCCAGGAUGACCCCAUGCCCACUGGUGCAGACAAGCCUCUGAGAAUAACUGGAGACCCCCACAAAGUGCAGCAAGCACGUGAACUUGUGGUCAAGCUAAUCAGGGAUAAGGACCAAGGAGAUUUUAGGGUGGGCAGGGCCGACUUUGGAUCCAAAAUGGGCGGAAGCAGUCUGGAUGUGGUGGUGCCCAGAUUUGCAGUCGGCAUCAUCAUUGGCAGGAACGGAGAGAUGAUCAAGAAGAUUCAGAAUGACGCUGGGGUCAGGAUCCAGUUCAAGCAAGAUGAUGGAGUCAGCCCAGACCGUGUUGCCCAGGUGAUGGGCCAGCCUGACCACUGCCACCACGCCGUGCACCUCAUCAAUGAGCUGGUUCAAACUGCCCAGGAGCGAGAUGGCUACGGCGGCGUGAUGGGUCGCCGCAGCCGAAGUGACUGUAACAUGGGCGGCGGUCUCGGAGGGCUACAGGAAGUGACGUACGCCGUACCCGCUGACAAAUGCGGCCUGGUGAUCGGCAAAGGCGGCGAGACUAUCAAGAACAUCAAAGAGCAGUCUCGAGCCCACGUGGAGCUGCAGAGAAACCCACCGCCCAACACUGACCCCAACGUGCGCAUCUUCUCCAUCCGAGGCACACCGCAGCAGCUGGACAAGGCUCGCCAGUUGAUCGACGAGAGAAUUGGGGCUCCCGGGAUGGGAGGAAACAGCAGCUUUGGCAUGAAUCCUUACAACCAAGGAGCAGCCACUCCUCCUCAGCACGGCGCUCAAACGUUCAUGACCGGAGGAUGGGGGGCAACCUUCCAGAUUUGGCAGCCUCCAGGCCAACAGGACCACAGUCACAAUGGAUCCCAGACAGGCCAGAUGGACUGGGAGCAGUAUUACAAAAAGCUAGGUCAGCAAGGACAACAAGCCCAGAGCACCGCUCCAGAAUACAACAAAGCCUGGGGGCACACUUCGACCCCUGGCUCUCAGCAGGCUUCAAAUCCAGACUUCAACGCCUGGGUGGACUUCUACAGGCAGCCCAUGGCCUACUUUAACCAGGGCGGCCAGCAGUCUCAAGCUCCGGGCCUUCAGGAUCACUAGAGAAAGUCUCAUCGCAGAGGAUGAAGACUGCCUCUUUUUUUUUUUUUUUUUUUUUUUUUUCUCUCUAUAAUUUUUUUUUAGACUCGCAGCGCCUUGAAGAUUUUUCUUAGUGGGAAACACUAGCUGUAGAAUGACAUUAUGAAAAAAUAUAUUUGAAAUCAGCAGAACCUUUAUUUGUUACUAAAUGCUUGUGUACACUGUUAUUUUGAAUAGGGCGUGUUAUCUGGGAUCCGUUUUUUGUUUUUCGCCAAAAUGAAAAGCGUGUGUGUAACAUUUCAGAGGCAAUACGUAUAUAUGAUCUGUUUGUUCCGUUUCUUGCGGCACCAUGUUGAUUCCGCUUAGCAGUCUUGAAUACCCUUUUUUUUUUUUUUUUCCCUCAUAGUGUCUAAUUCAGUGAAAUGAAACUGUGAUGUUUUGUUACAGCAGAAUGUGUUUUUGUUACAUGGUUUAAAGCGAAGAAAAAAGCAAUAGUUCUAAUUUAAUUGUGUCGUAUGCUGUUCUUUCAUGCAUUGUCAUUUUAUUGUACUCACACACGGGGGGGGGGGGGGAAGGUGCAAUAUCUUAUUUCACGUUUGAAAUACAAAGAUGGCUUCUCUAAUAUUUUGUCUGACUUUUAACUUGUAGUUUUAUGAUGUUUUUUUUCUCUCGCUUGAGGAUAAUUUAUUACAUGAUCUGAUUAUAUAAGACUUAGAGGGAUGUUUGCCUUUGCUACCUUGUAAAAGUGUGUAUAUAUAUAUACUGUAUAUAUAUGCUCAUGUAUCUGACUGUUAAUUUAAAAAAAAAAAAAUGUUUCAUAUAGAAAUUAUCUUUCCUACCACCAGUAUUGUAGGAAAAGUGUCCCUCUUUUUUUUUUUCUUCUCGGUUCUUAUUUUCUUAUACUGCUCCAAGAUUGCGAAUGUGAUAGAAAUUGGAUGUUGCAUCUUGUUAUGAAGAAGAAAUAUGUUGCCUUUUUGUUUUGUUUUGUUUUUUUGGGGGGGGGGGGGGGGGUUGUACGUUUUGCGCGUGUGUUCAAGACUGCUAAGCCUCUGUUUCCUUCUACCUUUGCGAUGAUUGAUUGGUUUUUGUUAUGUUUUAAGAAGUGUUAUGAUUGAAAGAUACGCUCUCCUUCGGUACCUCCCGCUUUUGUCCGAUGCUAAUAACUUUUUAAUUAUUUUUUUAUUUCUUUGUUGUGUGAUCUAAUAUAAAAACAUCGACGAUGUCGCGUCGUCAUGGAGAUCUGAUUCUUGUAUUAACGUCAUUUCUUAAUGAAAAGGGAUAUAAUUUGAAAAAAAUGUCUAUGGUGGGUUUACUUUUGGUGUACAGUUAACCAUGUAUUAAAAAAAAACAUCCAGACUACCUUCAUUGUGUACUGUUAUACAAGCUGUUUUUGUUGGUUGUAUUUGUUUUUGAUGCCUGAGAGUUCUAUUGUGUAAAUACAACCAUGAUAGGCCAACUGUGUAUGUUUUAUUAGCAGAAAAUCUAUUUUCUAUAUAGCCUGUUGACAGUUCUCAAAAGUCAGAAUAAAUUUUCCGCAAGCCUCUCUUGUGGUUGACCUCCA
Messenger RNA from Phycodurus eques (leafy seadragon), 3254 nucleotides. It is a transcript of the gene fubp3, whose product is annotated as far upstream element (FUSE) binding protein 3. Lineage: Eukaryota; Metazoa; Chordata; Actinopteri; Syngnathiformes; Syngnathidae. The record is from RefSeq and is a predicted model, not a curated record. The transcript is spliced from 19 exons. Gene Ontology annotation, cellular component: cytoplasm; nucleus. The coding region runs from base 35 to 1717 and encodes 560 amino acids. Gene Ontology annotation, biological process: regulation of gene expression. Gene Ontology annotation, molecular function: mRNA binding.